Molecule: messenger RNA, 999 nt
Organism: Zasmidium cellare ATCC 36951
Lineage: Eukaryota; Fungi; Ascomycota; Dothideomycetes; Mycosphaerellales; Mycosphaerellaceae
Exons: 2
Coding region: 1-999 (332 amino acids)
Biological process (GO): cellular response to oxidative stress
Cellular component (GO): cytoplasm
Molecular function (GO): quinone reductase (NADPH) activity; zinc ion binding
Source: RefSeq, a predicted model, not a curated record
AUGGCGUCCGUCCCAGCUACGAUGAAGGGUGUGAUUAUUGAAAAGAACGGCGGAACUGAAGUCCUCCAAUACAAGACCGACCUCCCAGUACCAAAGCCUCAAGAUGGUCAGAUCCUCGUGAAGAACGACUUCCUUGGUAUCAACUUCAUCGAUACCUACUUCCGCUCCGGCCUCUACCCACCACCUUCAUUCCCAUACACCCUCGGCCGCGAAGCCUCCGGCACAAUCGCCUCGCUCGGCUCCUCCAACACCCUCGACUUCGCCGAAGGCGACAAGGUCGUCUGGAUGGACGUAGGCGCCUACGCCGAAUACAGUGCCGUCCCCGCCGCGAAAGCCAUCAAGCUCCCCUCCUCCAUCGACCCCAAGAUCGGCGCCGCUGCUCUCCUCCAAGGUCUCACGGCCCUGACACUCGUGCGAGAAGCGUACCCCGUCAAGAAGGGCGAUUGGAUCCUCGUACACGCUGCGGCUGGCGGAACGGGUCUCUGGCUCGUGCAGCUGCUGAAGAGCAUUGGCGCAAACACAAUCGGUACCGCGAGCACGCCUGAGAAAAUCGAGCUGGCGAAGAAGGCGGGCGCGACGCAUAUGCUCAAUUCGAGCUCGGAGGAUAUCAAGGCGAAGGUGCUGGAACUCACCAGCGGUCAGGGCGUGGCUGCUGUCUUUGACGGCGUCGGCAAGGCGACUUUCGACGUCUCCCUCGACAGCAUUGCGCGCAAGGGUAGCAUGAUCUCCUUCGGCAAUGCGAGUGGAGCUGUCCCGCCUGUGACGAUUGCGCGGUUGUCGCCGAAGAAUCUGCGGUUGAUGAGGCCGCAGUUGUUUGGGUUUGUGUCGACGAGGGAGGAGUUGGAGUAUUAUGCCAAGGAUCUGUUUGGGUUUAUUGAGAAGGGUGGGUUGGAUGUGAGGGUGCAUGAGGUGUAUCCGCUCAGUGAGGUUGCGAGGGCGCAUAAUGAUUUGGAGGGACGCAAGACGACGGGGAAGUUGUUGUUGGAUCCAAGUAAAUAG